AUGUCGCAUUGUCACGACGAACAUGCUGGCCAUGGCCAUUCUCACGACCACGAUCAUGAGCAUGAUCACUCUGACGACAUCACACCAGCGCUCCAAGCAUCUCUUUACGAACAAAUCAACUUUGAUGAAAUCGUAACACUCAACGAAUCACAUAGCAACUCUGGAAAAGCCAUUGUCAAGAAGACAUGGGUCGAAAGGCUAACGCCAGAGCCAGAGGUGGCGAGUGAUGCUGACGAGCAGCUACUAAUGACCGUCCCUUUCACUGCUCAAGUCAAACUUCACUCUAUUCUGAUCCGCACGUCUGCUUCGCCGUCAGCUCCCAAGACUCUUCGCGUAUUCACCAACCAGGACAAUCUUGACUUUGCUGCUGCCGAAGAAUCGGACCCCGUUCAAGAAUUUGAGCUCUCCCAGACUUCUGACGUCCAAGAAAUCCCCGUCAAGCGAGCGCUGUUUGCGCGCGUACAGCGUCUCGAUCUGUUUUUCGUGGACAACUUUUCCGACGGCGAAGAAGACGUCUCACGUAUUAGCUACGUCGGAUUCAAGGGAGAGUGGACAAAACUGGGCAAGGCACCGUCGAAUAUUCUGUAUGAAGCUGCUCCCCAGCCUGGGGAUCACAAGUUGAAGGGCACCAGCGUGAACCAAAUGGGCAGUGGCAUUGGUGGAAGAGGUCCUGGAGCAUAA
[Torrubiella] hemipterigena is the source of this 681-nucleotide messenger RNA. Lineage: Eukaryota; Fungi; Ascomycota; Sordariomycetes; Hypocreales; Clavicipitaceae. The record is from the annotation of a GenBank genome assembly.